AUUCUUCCAGGUCAGCUCGCUAACCGGGUCCCUGACGCUGUGCCUGGUGCGGUGCUUCCUGCGGUCGCAGUUCCCUCGCAAGUCGCGGUUCCGCUCCUACCCUCCAAUUCGGCUCCUGCCGGUGAGUAUUCCGCUUUUGCCGGAUCAGAAUCAGGGGGCGCUGGCGCACGCGAGUCGCAAGAAUGGGGUUCGGUGCUCCAAGCGAUAAGGAAUGCUCUUGUAACUCUUGAGCGGGAAUCUCGCCCUGGGGCUCCCCCCCCAACGGCCGUGGAUAGCCAGCUUCGGGCGGGCUGGGCUAGUUCCGCAGGAUGUGAGGUUGCGGGGGUUGCGGCAGCGUUACCCGACGCUUCUACGCAGGUCACCAUCCCUCUGGCUGCGGCGCCUCCGCUAGUAGCAUCUGAGUCUUCAGCGAGUCCUACGGGGGUCACCGCGGUUGUCUCGGGUUUAGGGGUAGCACCCGCUGCGCAUGGGGCAGCGUACAUGUCCUGGUCAGGCCCUCUGGGCCUCCAUCUGACGCCUGAUUUGAGGGCUAAAAUAGAAAAAGGAGAAUUUGUUGAAAUUUUUUCCCUCCUCCCUUUGGAAGAUCUUCCUCGGGUGGAUGCAGAUGCAAAAGAGUCUGAAAAAGACAAAGAGAAGUUUCGGUAUCGGAAGAUUCCGAAAACGUUUGGUAACUGGAUUAGGGCCUUUUCUAUCCUAGCUAGCGUGAUAGGUGAAAAGACUCCCAGUAAAUGCUCUUCCCUAUUUUGCUACCAGGACAUGAUAUGGAAUGCCUGUCGGGUUUAUGGCGGGCUAGGGUGGUGGCGGUAUGAUGAACAGUUCCGCCAACGUUUGGCGGUUCGCCCUCACACGAGUUGGGUUCAAAUGGAUAUCGGCUUGUGGUUGGCCAUCAUGACCCGCCCAGCUUCGCAUCAAGGGGGCCUUUCGUCCUUUCUUGGGGGGGGCGGCGCUGGGUCCUCAUCUUCAGCGUCGGCCACUCAGCGGAGGACUGGGUACUGUUGGCAAUAUAACGACGGCCAAUGUAAGUUCGGUUCCGCCUGCCGCUUCAAGCAUGAAUGUUCCGGGUGCGGCAGUUCCCACCCAGCAUCGAAAUGCUUCAAGCGAGGUAGGACCGGCGACAAAGGAGAUGCCAUGGGCGCUAAGGGCGAGGACGCCGGUGGACGUAGACGCGAUGCGCCCUUGGCUAAAGCGUUAUAGCAAUAAGAAGGUGGCUGCCUUGUUAUUGGAGGGUUUUGGACAAGGGUUUUGGAUCCCUCACCGGGCCCGGCAGGUCUCCGGCUUCUGCCGGAACCUGAGAUCAGUUGCCGAUCACCCGGGGGUGGUAAGGGAAAAAUUGGCUAAGGAGGUAGCGUUGGGUCGCAUGGCGGGCCCCUUUCGAGAGCCUCCACUACUUGAUUUGAGGGUUUCACCACUGGGUGUGGUACCCAAAAGGGAACCAGGCAAGUUUAGGCUGAUUCACCAUUUAUCGCAUCCACAAGGGGGCUCGGUGAAUGAUGACAUUGCCGCUGAAUUGUGCCGCGUUUCCUACGCGUCCUUUGACGCGGCGGUGGAUAUGGUCAGGGCUGCUGGCCCCGGGGCACUUAUGGCAAAAACUGACAUUGAGUCGGCUUUUCGCCUCCUACCGGUUCACUCGGAGUGCCACCACCUCCUGGGUUGUAUAUUCGAAGGUCAUUAUUACGUGGACAUGUGCCUCCCGAUGGGUUGUGCGAUAUCCUGUUUUUACUUCGAAUGUUUUAGUUCCUUCAUGGAAUGGGUAGUUAGAGCGGAAUCCGGUUACGAUUCCUUGCUUCACUACCUGGAUGACUUUUUCUGUGUUGGCCCUGCGCGCUCCCCGAUAUGAGCGCACCUCCUGCAAGCAGUAGCGGAUGUUGCUUGCGAGUUCGGAGUGCCGCUGGCACCAGAAAAAACAAUUGGCCCUUCUACGUGCCUGUGCUUUCUCGGGAUCGAGAUUGAUUCCGUUGUUGGUGAAUGUCGGCUUCCAUUGGAUAAAUUGGCUGAUCUUCGGGAGGUGGUGCGAGUGGCGACCACUUUGCGGAAAAUUACGUUGCAGCGACUUCAAUCCCUAUUGGGCAAAUUGAACUUUGCCUGUCGGAUUAUGCCGAUGGGCAGGGUGUUCAACCGGCGCCUGGCGGCCGCUAGGGCUGGUAUUUUGAAACCGUCUCACUUCGUCCGCUUGACCAAGGCGCUCAGGGAGGACUUGGCAGUAUGGGCAGUCUUUUUGGAUGGGUACAACGGCAGGUCCUACUGGCAGCAGCCCGAGGUGACGAACUCGGUGCUGCACCUGUUUACGGAUGCCGCGGGGUCUUCGGGGCUAUUAUGGGAAGGCAAUGGUGUGCGGAGCCUUGGCCCGAAUCGUGGUUCACCUCUGGCCUGACCAAGAACAUGGCUUUCUUGGAACUCUUCCCCAUUGUGGUGGCUAUCCAUCUUUGGGGGCCAGAGAUCAAGAACAGGCGUGUUGUGUUCCACUGUGACAACCUGGGCGUUGUCCAGGCCAUUAAUAGGCUAACGGCCUCCUCCCCUCCUGUAGUUCGGCUCUUGCGGCGCUUAGUUUUACAAUGUCUGUCUUUUAAUGUGACUUGCCGCGCUGUGCAUAUCCCUGGUGUGGAGAAUACCACGGCUGAUGCUCUUUCUCGUUUCCACUGGCAGGUGUUUCGUUUGGCCGCGCCGGAAGCGGACACGGAAGGCCUCCCCUGUCCCAGAGACUUAUGGUCCCUUGGCCUGAGCGGAUAAGGGAAUGGAUUCGGUCUUCGGUGUCUGAGGCAACUUGGGUUCGGUACGGUAAGGCAUGGGGGGACUGGGUUGCUUUGGAACAAGACCUAGGUGGGUUUGAUUCGACCUCUGCAAGGGUUCAGGGGAUCUGAACGGUUGCUCUGGUUCUGGGAGGCUAGCGGGUGUUCUCCGGCUACGGUUUCAGGGAAGCUAUCCGGUCUUAGUUUCUGGUUCAACUUGACUAAGGUGCCUGACGUUACCAAGGACUGCAUGGUUCGACUUGCGAUGCGCGGCUGGCGCAAGGGCCCACACCUGCGGGAUUCUCGGAGGCCGGUUUCUGGCACUCUGCUAGUAGGCAUUGCGUCGGUCUUACCCAGGGUUUGUUUUUCAGAUUCGGAGUCACGUUUGUUCCAGUUGGCUUUUACUUUCGCCUUUUUCGGCGCCCUUCGAAUCGGUGAGCUUGUGAGCCCUAGCAAACGGAUCCCGGGGGGCUUGUUGUUCAACGAUGUGUCUGUGGUGUCGGAUUCAGUGCGUUUUUGGUACGAAGGUCCAAAACCGACAUCUUCGGCAAAGGGGCAUGGGUUACCCUCCGCACUAUUCCGGGUUCGGCUGUCUGCCCUGUCGCAUCUUUUCAGUCUUAUUGUCUUGGUCGCCCGGACGUUGAGGGCCCUCUACUAAUUCAUGGGGACGGUUCCUUCCUUUCUCGGUUCCAAUUUCUUCGGGUCUUUCGGUUGGCACUCGACCAACUGGGUAUUUCGAGUACAGACUUUGGGGGACAUUCUUUUCGAAUUGGGGCCGCAACUGAAGCCUCCCGUUUAGGUUUUUUGGACCAGGCCAUUCAGAGGAUUGGCAGAUGGGAAUCGGGGAGGUUUCGGUCUUAUGUACGGCCCACACGUCUGAUCGGUGUCCCCCUUGUGUUUUCUCCACAGGGCCUGGCCGACGGAUCUGGUUGAUCGGUCAUUCGUACAUCUACUGGGCUCACCUGCGGGCUGGGGUACGCCCGGGUGGGACACUGCUCGGAAUACCUCGGGAGCUGGCGGAGGUCCGGUGGUUCGGGUUCCGGGGCAUGAGAUGGGGUCAGCUAUUACCGGAGGUCGUGCAGUUAUCCACUUUAUUAGGAGCCCCGGACAUCUUGGUGGUGCAUCUGGGGGGGAACGAUCUGGGGUCCCUGCCUGCGUGGGGGCUGGGGGAACUCAUCAGGCGAGAUUUGGCGCGCUUGCGUGUGCUUUUUCCACGACUUUGUUUAAUAUGGUCAGAUAUCGUUUCUAGAAACUAUUGGAAGUGCGCACGCGAUCAGGGUGCUAUUGAGCGCUGCAGGGUCAAGAUUAAUAAGCGGGUUUCCAAAUUUGUCCUAGGCGUCGGGGGCUUAACAGUGCGACACCGUAUUUUUGAGCGCGAGGCAGCAAUCUAUUUUCGCCCGGACGGGUCCAUCUAACUGACGUAGGCUUGGACUUAUUUAAUUUAGCGCUACAGGACGCGUUGGAACAGGCCAUGGCGUUGCUUGGGGGUCGCGCCCGCUGAUUUAGGCGUAAAUGCAGCUGGGGCUAGUGGCGGGUAUGGUCCUUGCUGAACCUAUUGGGAAGAGGAGUAAAGAAAAAGAAAGAUGCUGGGUCGGGUCCCUCCCCUGACCUCGAAAAUGUUUUGGGUAUUUGGGCGUGCCCUCCGUGCCAGGAAAGGUGGCCAGGGGUUGGCAUGUGGAGUUUGAAGGCCAAAGUGAAGGCCAGGUAUCUUGGACGAGGGGGGAGGGCCGAUGGCUUGGUGGGGGGUGUACCCUAGAGUUUUGGUGGUACGGUUGGCAAGGACUAGUUUGAAGAUAAGCAUACUUACACCUAAAUUAUUUAUGGUUGGUUUAUUUACAGUUGUUUGUUAAUUUAUAAAUAAAGCUGUGGCCUUUUUAUACCACAUAUACGUUUCCUAGUUUGAUUGGGGGGGGGAAUUGAGCGAUUUUGGGGAUUGUUAUGGUUCACACCACACGAUAACCGCUACCUACACACAAGGCCCAGAGGAGGCGGGCUGAAAGCUAGCCGGAUAGGAGGCAUGUGUGGGUGUGGUGGAAGUAUGGGUGUGUGAUUUAGCUAAGGAGUAGGGUGGGGUCAUAUAAAUAGGUGACAUUUUGUCUGCUACCUCAGCCAUCUUAAAUUUAACGGCAAGGUAACUAGUCCCCUGUGCUAGCCCUUAGUUACUUUGCUUACCUCACGGCCAGGAGCAUGGAUAUUGAAGGCAUCCUUGCUGCCCUUAGGGCUGAGGCACUCCAGGACGGUGGCAGGCACCUGCAGGCCCAGCUGGCAAGGCUGCAGGGUGCCUCUGUGGUAGCUGCUCCCCCUCCCGGCAGCCACGGAGCUCCGCGCCGCCGGGCGCGUCCCCCCACCCGUUAUAGCCCCUCACAGGAGGGCCGGGUGGGGGCCAGAAGUAGGAGCCCAGCUGCCGGUCCGCGGGCCGGUUCCCACGCGGCCGCGGCCGGCGCUGACACCAGGCAUUCUCCUGCCUCCUCCCCGAGCCCCUCACAGGAAGGCUGGGUGGGGGCUGGAGGCAGGAGCACAGCUGCCGGUCCGCGGGCCGGUUCCCACGCGGCCGCGGCCGGAGCUGCCAUCAGCCAUCCUCCUGUCUCCUCCCCGAGCCCCUCGCGAGCAGGCCGGGUAGGGGCUGGAGGCAGGAGUCAGGCUGCCGGUCCGCGGGCCGGUUCCCACGCGGCCGCGGCCGGCGCAGCUAUCAGCCAUCCUCCUGUCUCCUCCCUGAGCUCCUCGCGAGAGGGCCGGGUGAGGGAUGGGAGUGGGAUCCCCAGUGCCGGCACGCGCGCCAGCUCUCAUGUGGCCGCGGCCGGCACAUCUCUGCAGCCUCUCUCCUCCUCCCCGAGGCGGUCGCGCAGUGCCCGUCUGGCGGCCGCUGCUCGGGGAGGUGACAGCCGCCCAGGACUUCUUACCAUCGGCUCGCGGGCCCUCAGAAGGGCGGCCGCGAGCUCCCGGUCGCUAAUCCAGCCCGGCCGGCGCGCCGGGUGCCUGAUGUGCGCUCUGCCCCCUCCGGAUCUCGGGCAGGGCGCGCACAGGUUGGGCCUGCAUCCACCUCUCCUUCCAGGGCGGUAAGUGGGCCGCAGGCCACCGGGGAUUUCGGGAGGGGGUUGGGGUGUUCGGGGGGUAGGGGCCCAGCGCCAGGCCCAUCUUUCAACUGUCACAGCCCCCCCCCUUCUCCUUCUCCCCCCUCUGUCUCCCCUGGGCCUGCCUUUCCUGCACUCCCACUACCCUCAUCCGUCCAGCCACUCCCACUACCCUCAUCCGUCCAGCCUCCCCACUUGUAUUCCCCCCCCUCCCUCCCACCUUUACCUAGGGCCCAUGCUAACCCCCCUGGGGCUACCUCAGGCAUGGCUAUCCCAAUCCCUGGUUCCCCUGUCCCACUCUCUGGUCCCCCUGUCCUAUCUACUAAUUUGCCAGGGUUGCCCCCCCCUACUGCGCAUCUUCCAGCACCUGGGACGGGUGGGUCGGGUUUUUUCUCACCUGUCCUGUCUUCGCAGAUUCUUCCAGGUCAGCUCGCUAACCGGGUCCCUGACGCUGUGUCUGGUGCGGUGCUUCCUGCGGUCGCAGUUCCCUCGCAAGUCGCGGUUCCGCUCCUACCCUCCAAUUCGGCUCCUGCCGGUGAGUAUUCCGCUUUUGCCGGAUCAGAAUCAGGGGGCGCUGGCGCACGCGAGUCGCAAGAAUGGGGUUCGGUGCUCCAAGCGAUAA
Pelobates cultripes (western spadefoot toad) is the source of this 6419-nucleotide messenger RNA. NCBI's taxonomy places the organism in Eukaryota, Metazoa, Chordata, Amphibia, Anura, Pelobatidae. The record is from the annotation of a GenBank genome assembly.